AGCCUAACUAACGAUGGUAAAAGUAGUCGGCGGCUAACGCUGGCUAACGAUGUUUCAUAACAGCCCGAGAAAACGCGACAUAUAGCCGCGUUUGAGUAUUUAGCAGCAAAACUCACAUCCCUAUGCCUCCCUAACACCAACUCUGUCACAAAUACGCGGUUUUUGUUAUUUCUGGCAAGGAAUUGGGUCAAAUUCCGACAAACUGCAGACGACCUUCUGCUGCUAAAUAAAACGCCGGUAAUGAACAAAGUGUUCCUCAGUUUUUUUUCUUCUGUCUCCGAUAUUGACUGUAAAUGGAGAGCGCAACGGCUCUGCAGCGAACCAUCGCCCCCUACUGGUUUGGAGUAAACACCACGAAAUUUUGUAUUUUUUCCACUUUAUUUUACUCGACUUUAUUCUAUUUUAUGCAAUAUUUUAUUCAUAAUUUGUGACAAAAUAUUCAGUAGAAAUAUGGAGAAUUUUCAACGCUGUUAAGGUUCACUUUUUAUGUUCAUUGAAAGAUUAGAAGCAUUACAUAACUAGUCUAAUCAUGGACACGUGGGGCCUAGUGAAAUAUGUUUCCCCUGUCAUUUAUAGUCUCUAGUUGGGGCACAACAUAAAAUGGUUCAAUUGGAACCUUCCAUGAUGGUAAAGAAGGGGUGGGGACCUCCUAAUGUUUCUUGGACAUAUGCAAGGGUAAAUCCAGAACUCUACAGCUAGCCGUCGCACGGUGUCAGCACUCAGCACCAGAGCCGAGCCGGGUGAAAGCAGCCCGCCACGCCUGUAGGCGGACCAGCGCAGUCGUAGCCAGCAUCCUCACACCAGACCCGGGACACAGACAACAACAGUGACAGAUCGGAACCGCAUAUCUGUUUGCAUCCAGCUAUGGGUGUAGUCUGAGAGGUGGAUUCAGUAGCGCACCACCAUUUACCUCGAAGUUCAAUCCUCAUGAAGGAGCUCCGUCCUGGCUGAGUUUGGGAGAUGGGAGUACUCAACAUCGCAGACCAGCCUCCUCUGGUCCAGGCUAUCUUCAGUCGUAAUGCUGAAGAAGUUCAACUGUUAUUGCACAAAACGGAGGAUGUCAAUGCACUGGACCAAGAGCGACGCACACCACUUCAUGCUGCAGCCUGUGUGGGUGAUGUCCAUAUAAUAGACCUCCUCAUUGAUUCGGGUGCCAGUGUAAAUGUUAAAGACCAAGUAUGGUUGACCCCUUUGCACAGGGCAGCUGCUUCCAGGAAUGAAAGGGCAGUGAGCCUGCUGCUGAGGCGAGGAGCUGAGGCAAAUGCACGAGACAAGUUCUGGCAGACGCCGCUGCACGUGGCGUCUGCCAACCGUGCCACCCGCUGUGCAGAGGCCCUCCUCUCCCAUCUGAGCAACUUGAACAUAGCAGACCGCACCGGCCGAACUGCCUUGCACCAUGCAGCUCAGAGUGGGUUCCAGGAGAUGGUGAAGCUGCUGCUGAACAAAGGGGCGAAUUUGAGUGCAAUUGAUAAGAAAGAAAGACAGCCUAUUCAUUGUGCUGCUUAUUUGGGGCAUUUGGAGGUGGUGAAGCUGCUGUUAUCUCGCAGCAAUGACAAAAGCUGCAAGGAUAAGCUGGGCUACACGCCUCUCCAUGCUGCUGCUGCCAGUGGUCACAUCGAAAUUGUAAAAUACCUGCUGAGGAUGGGGGCAGAGAUUGACGAGCCGAACACCUUUGGCAACACUGCGCUCCAUGUGGCCUGCUACAUGGGGCAGGAAGCUGUUGCUACAGAGCUGGUGAACCAUGGAGCCAACGUCAACCAGCCCAACAAGUGUGGGUACACCCCUUUGCAUCUGGCUGCUGUCUCCACCAAUGGAGCCCUUUGUCUAGAGUUGCUGGUCAACAAUGGGGCCGAUGUCAACCAGCAGAGCAAAGAAGGGAAGAGCCCCCUGCACAUGGCAGCCAUUCAUGGACGCUUCACACGCUCUCAAAUUCUCAUCCAAAAUGGUGGGGAUAUUGAUUGUGUGGAUAAGUAUGGCAAUACUCCUCUCCACGUUGCUGCUAAGUAUGGCCAUGAACUGCUGAUCAGCACUCUGAUGACCAACGGAGCAGACACAGCCAGACGUGGGAUCCAUGGAAUGUUCCCUUUGCACUUAGCUGUGCUGUACGGGUUUUCAGACUGUUGUCGCAAGCUACUCUCCUCAGGUCAGCUGUAUAGUAUUGUUUCAUCUAUGAGUAAAGAGCACGUACUAUCAGCUGGGUUUGACAUAAACACCCCUGACAACUUUGGGAGGACCUGUCUACACGCUGCUGCCUCUGGAGGAAAUGUUGAAUGUCUGAACUUGCUCUUAAGUAGCGGUGCCGACUUGAAUAAGCGGGACAUAAUGGGAAGGACACCGUUGCACUAUGCAGCUGCUAAUGGGAGGUACCAGUGCACUGUGACCCUGGUUAGCGCUGGCGCUGAGGUCAAUGAGCCUGACCAGACAGGCUGUACUCCCCUGCACUACUCUGCUGCCUCCCAAGCCUUCAGCAGAGUUGAUCGUCAUUUUUCUGGAAACCAUCAAAAAGAAGAGGAUGAGGAAAAAGAAUCAUACUUCUGCUUGGAGCAUCUCUUGGACAAUGGUGCUGAUCCAUCAAUGGUCAACUCAAAAGGUUAUAGUGCUGUUCACUAUGCAGCUUACCAUGGCAACAAACAGAACUUGGAGCUGCUUUUGGAAAUGUCCUUCAAUGCACUCGGAGACAUAGAGAGCAGCAUUCCUGUCAGCCCCCUGCAUCUUGCUGCUGAUAACGGCCACUGGCAGGCUCUGCGUCUGCUCACGGAGACCGCAGCCUACGUUGACAUGCAGGACGCCGCUGGCCGCUCCGUUCUCUACCUAGCUGCCCAGAAAGGCCACGCACGUUGUGUGGAGGUGCUCCUGGCUCAGGGGGCCUCCUGUUUCCUCAACGACAACCGCCUCAUGUGGACUCCCAUUCAUGUUGCAGCUGCUAACGGUCACUCAGACUGCCUACGCAUGAUGAUUGAUUAUGGAGAGGAGGGGGAUCUCACCAAUGUGGCAGAUAAAUUUGGCCAGACCCCUUUAAUGCUGGCUGUUCUUGGAGGUCACACUGACUGCGUUCACUUCCUGCUGGAGAGGGCAUCUUCACCAGAUGCUCAGGACAAGAGGGGCAGCACAGCUUUGCACAGAGCGGCCGUGUUGGGUCACGAUGAUUGUGUGACGGCCCUGCUGAAGCACAAGGCUUCUCCGUUAUGUCGGGACAUCCAGGGUAGGACACCGCUGCACUAUGCUGCCUCCAGAGGCCAAACGGAGAUGUUGUCGAGUCUGAUGCAGGCUGCCGUGGCAGCAGAUCCACAGGAUCAAUUGCUGGACAGCAAACAAUACACCCCCCUGCACUGGGCUGCUUAUAAAGGGCAUGAAGACUGUUUGGAGGUUUUACUUGAACUUAAAACAUUUAUCCAUGAAGAGGGAAACCCAUUCACUCCCCUGCACUGUGCUCUGAUGAGCGGCCACUGCAGUGCUGCAGAGAGGUUGCUGGAAUCUGCCAGAGUCCACGUGAUCAACUGUAGAGACGCCAAAGGAAGGACCCCACUCCAUGCUGCUGCCUUUGCUGAAGAUGUGGCAGGACUUCAGCUGGUGCUUCGUCAUGGAGCAGAGAUCAAUGCAGUGGACAACAGCGGGCGCUCUGCUCUGAUGGUAGCUGCUGACAAAGGACACAGCGGCACUGUGGCCAUCCUUCUUCAUCGCGCCAAGGCUGACCUGACACUACUGGAUGAGAACAAAAACACUGCCCUGCACUUGGCUUGCAGCAAGGCCCAUGAGAUGUGUGCGUUGCUGAUUCUGGGAGAGAUUCACAGUCCCACCCUUAUAAAUGCCACCAACAGUGCUCUGCAAAUGCCCCUCCAUCUUGCAGCGCGUAACGGCCUGUCUACAGUUGUGCAGGCGUUGCUCAGUAGAGGAGCCACAGUUCUGGCUGUGGAUGAGGAAGGCCACACGCCGGCCCUGGCCUGUGCGCCCAACAAGGACGUGGCUGACUGCCUGGCCCUGAUCCUUUCUACCAUGAAGCCUUUCUCUCAGCGGGACCCCUCCUCCUGCUCCUGCUCCUCCCCCACGGUCUCUUCCUCCCCGGGUCUCAACUUGCUGAAGCACUGCGGCAUCACCGCCGCCUGCUCCCCCCUGCCCAGCAACGGCCUCCACAACGGUUACGUCAAAGACCACCACGGGACCCCGGUCGGCCUGGACGGGUGUCUGUCUGAGUGAGGUUCCCCCGAAUGCCGCCAGCUAGCUUUUAUCAUCGCCAACAGGGGGCGACAACUUUCAACAUGUUCGAGAGGACCAGGGCAGCACCCAGCCACACAUCUGUUUCCUCUGUAUGUACGUGUUUGUGCAUCCGUGUGUGCGUGAGCGUUCGGUCUUCUCUUGAGGUGCAGUCAAACCUAAUAUGCAAUUAGAUCCCAUUCCUCCAUCUCCUAGUAGUGCUUAAUAUAUCCAGGCAAAUUGCUCUACAAGGUCACUCAGAUUAGACGAGGCAUUUGAAGUAAAUACUUAGCAAUCCGGCCACCUCUAAACCAUGUAACCCUUUAAAAACCAUGCCGACACACUUUAUAUAACCAAAAUCAAAUAGCAUGAAGGUGUCUGUUUCAACUGUCGUCAUAUCAUUCAGCAGAAGAGUCAUAUCAUGUUUAUAGCCAGUUGUGGUGACCUUGUAGAGGAACAUGCUGCCUUCCCAAAAAGAAUGAUCAAAGAUGUUUGUGUUUUUGUUUUUUUUAAUUUACAUGUGUGUAUGAAGGAACCACACAAGGGAAAAAUCUAAACUUUUGCGGAAGAGUGCAAUGCUUGUUGUGGUACAGUACAAGCAGUCUGAAAUUUGGUAAAAAGCGUCACAAAGUUGUUGAUUUAAUAAUGUUCUUUAAAAAGAUGCAGCUUAGAAUUGUUCGGCAUUUGGAAACGCUGCUCAUUUUAAAUUUUGUUUUCACAUUUCUUCUCUAGAAAAGAGAACCACAUUAGCGUCAGCACUGUAACAUCUUUUAAAGCUGACUUAAAUUGUUUUUUUUUUUUUACUUUUAAAGAUGCUUAAUAAGUGUUUAGAAUGUUUCUAAACAUAUAAGUUAUGACCAAAGUUGAUCAACACUACUAUGGCUAUAAAUUAUUUAUUUGAGAAGAACUGUACUGUGUAAAGAGAGACAAUAGAUCUUGAAAUACCUCGUCAACAUGUUUAGCAGCUGCUUCAUCUUCACCCAGGGUCCGUAGGCCUAAUGUUCUCUUUUUGUAGAGGAGAACACCUGUAGGAUAGCGACUGACUGAGGCCUUGUUUUAUUUCUAGAUGAAGGCUUUACUAGUAAUAUCUGCCAACAACACCUCAUCCAAGCGUCGUAUAUCUGAGCACAUAAAAGAACAAGCCAUUUCAAUUUAUUUCCCAUGUUUUUAACAGUGUUUGUUUUUUUCUUUUGGGGGGAAAAAAAGAUUUCAGAUCUUGAAUGGCCUGAUUAUUUAAAGAUUGAUCCGUUUUUUUUUUUAAUAUUAGGCACUAAUGACAUGUUUGUAUUUUUGAAGUUUAUCGACUAUUCUGAUUUUAGGCUCGCACUAACGGAGUAUUUUUGGGAGCUGGCGAACUUGUCUUAACUGAAUUGUUUGUAUUGCAGCUACUCAGUGGUGAGCUUUGGGUCAGUUUGAACAUUUAUCGUUGUCUGCUAUUUUCAUCGGACAGUUUUCAAGCAAUACUUUCAGUUGGCCUUUUGGGUUUUUUUUUUUCCAAGUGUUAUUGAAUAGACAAUCACUGUCACAAGGGCUUUUGUUUCCCUGGAAUGUGUUUGGUCCCCUCCUUCUCUUAUUGUUUCAUAACUAAUUAACCUGAAGUCUAAUCUAACGGCUCUCUGCGUGCCAGGCAUUUUACUGUCAGCGUCGACACAAACGCGCUGAACCGCCUUUAUGGCAUCUAAUGAAAUGCCUUUUGACCCAUGCCUUCUUUUAAAGCAUCGUUUCUGUUAAUGUUUGAUGGCAAAAGAUGACAACAAGCCCUGGCACUGAUUUAUUUUGUUGCCACCUAUUUAAAUAGCAAGCAAAGUUGCACCACCGUAUGGAGUUAGGAGAAUAAUUUUCGCCUAUUUUGGUUUGUGUUUUUAUUCGGGAAUUGAUAUUCCUAAAACGAUUAAAUAGGGCUAAGAGGACAAGGAGAGGGAUCAUCGUUUAGGCUCAUUUUUCCCCCCUCUUUUUAAUUUCAGGAAUAGCAGAAAUCCAAAUAUUAAUUUUUCUUACCAUUUAAUUUAGUCGUCGUCUUGACUCAUUUCUAAGCAUACUGAAGAUGAUUGUAUCGGACCACUAGAGCUGUUUGUGACUUUUACAUGUUAUAUCUAAGCUGUUUAAUGGAGUCUUUUUUUUUUUUUUUAACUUGAUGGUUGCAUCACACUGAGUCAGAUUGUUUGCAGUUGUGUUAUAUCUUCAUACCCAGCGGGUAAUGAAGCGGCACAAUUGUACACAACUUGAUGGCAGUUGAGGACCUAGGCGAGGCUGAUUUGCUUAAUACUCCUAAAAAGAAAAAUAAGGCUUUCACUUGAUUAUGUUUGCUUGUUAUUUUCAAACAGAUUAUCAUCUCCUUGAGUUCGUGAUGUAAAUUUCCACUGGGCGUUUAAUUUGAACUUGGCGAUUAUAUGAAAUGAAAUGGAACUAAUUGGUGAGCUUGGUUAACCUAAUUAACUUUCACUAGAAGAGUAGUUGUAUUAAUAGCGGGGAUCGGUACAUACUUAUUUUGUAAUCUCAGGAUCUGCACAAAAGCGGCAGGUAGAAUUUAUUAAUCCAAUCAGAUCCCCUCAUCAUGAAUUACAUUGACGGUUUGAUAUAUAUAUAUACUUUUUUUUUUUUUUUUUGCUUUUUAAGGGAUUUUCUAUUGUUUCGAUCUUUUUGAACUCCGAUUCCACAGCACUUAAUUAGAUAGUCAAGCCGGCACUUUAGUACAUUCAGGUUCUAAGUGUGCAAAAUAGAGCAUAUUUAAUGUAUGUGCUUGUGUUUACAUGCAUGUGUGUUGCUGUGGCAGUUGCAAAAGACGAGGAAAAGCUGCAACAGAGUUGUACUCCAAUAGUACAUUUUUUUUUUUUUUUUUUUAAUACAAACAGAAUUUGUUUGUGUUGUUUCUUUUCUGGGCGAGCAGCCCAACAAAUGAUUAUUAAGCCACCUGCUCAUUUAGAUUUGGCCUAAUUUUUAUCGUUGAUUUAGAAAUAAAUCAAAGACACACGAAAGGCUUUAAAAAUAAAUGUUUGAUACUUAAUUCUGCCAUCUGUAGGUGCUGUCCAACAAACCUGUUUAGACAGAUUUUUCCUAUGAUGUCCUGGAGCCGUUUGCCCACUCAAUGUUACUGAAUCCUAUUAGUAUUCCUUUAAAUUUCAUUUUUUUCUUUGAAUGCACCACUGCUUGUGCAUUUAGCGAUACAACUACUGUUAAAACAAAUGGAGUAUAUAUACAGUGCGUCUGGAGUCGAGCAAUGGAAAGGUCCAAUUGUAGCAAUAUCGUGUGUGUGUAUAAAAGUGUGCAGCACAAAAAUUGCACUGCCAUUCAGUUAGGCCAAUUCAGUAAAUCAUAGCAUAAAUGCCAAUGGAAGAUUCAAAGUGCGGGUUUAAAUGUCAUAAACUUCGGUCACAAUUGAGGCCUGUUUGCCAAAACGUCUUGAGGGAGGACACUCUCUCGUUUAAGGAAAGCAGCAAUGGAUUUAUGCAUAUGUUCAAGCAGUUUACAGUCUGACCAUCAAAUCUGAGCCAUGAAUUUCUGACUGAAAUGAAUGUAAGGUCAGUUUGGAGCAGGACAGUUGGCUUUCUCCCGAUUUGAAACUGUUGCUCUUCAUUUGUCUUGAAAAAGAUAGGAUUAUUAAGGUAGCAUGUAGUACUUAUUAUAAAGUAUGUGUAGUAGUCUUCCUGCAUUGAAGGUCUAAAUGUGUUUUUUUUUUUUAUUCCCCCUCUUUUUCUGGCAUUAUAUAGACCUGCUGUCAAGAAGGAUCACUACUUUCUUUUUUCUUUCUUUAUACAUGCAUCGAGUUUUGUAAAAGGUAGAGGAGAAAAACAAUUUCAUCCAUUCCAUCGUGAUUGCCUUACAGUACGGAAACACUAGAGGGACAGAAAGGUCUACAAUAGAUACGAUCACACAUACAAGCAAACAGCCUAUAUUUGACGAGAUGCACCUAAGCUACACCCAUUUAGUGCCAUAGAAACCUUGAUUUGCCUUUAGACGUGAAUCAUACUUAUUAGGUCAUCCACACAUUUAGAUGUAGGCAGGUUUAUUACAGGUUUGGAGCUGCAUGUCUUCACCAAUUUAUGUGUAACCUUAUAUGGACGACUGCAUGGGAAUAUAUUAGUACUCAAAUCGAAGUGUUCUGUUCAAUUGUACUGUAGACGUUUCUUUCCAACAAUUGGGCAUUUUUGAAGAACAUACUGUUGGUAGUCCCUUUUUGUAUUGGCAAAGCAAUCUGUUGGUUGGUUUAUAGUGUAUGCAUUACAAAGGAGAAAAAAACUGUCCUAUAAAAGCAUGAUAUAUAUACACAUACAUACACAAUAGGAUUGAUUUGCCUCAAUAGAUGUCUUGAUUCUUACUUGACGUAAAUGGCGAAUUUCAAUUUCAACUCUGAUCUACUGUUGAGCCUUUUGCCUUAAACGCCGAAAUAAAAAAUGACACCCUGAGAGCACCUGAUAGGUAACAUCACCUGUAGUUAUGCUACUUGCUUUGAUUGCUUAAAAAAGAAAUUGGCUUUGUUAGAUCUUUCAGACUUUUUUUUUUUUAGGUGUCGAGAAGCACACAAAUCCAGUGAGGUAGCACAUAACUCCUAAGAUUGCCACGGUGCAGAGAUUGCUCUGAAAAGUUGGGAUAUUGCCAUAUUUUUUCCACUGUGAAUGAAUGAAUUGAGAAUUCACUCUUAAACAAUCAACUAUGGCUUCUCCGUGAUCCAGAGCCAAACGAUACUGGGAAUUUAAAGCGGUGUACCUCAAGGAGAUCUUCGGACAGGAAGGACGCUUGUACAGCUAUGCCAACAAAGACUUUAAAAAGAAAAAAAAAAUCUUGUGAUCCAUCUUGUGGAUAGUGUAAUACUGCUUAAACCAGCCUAAAUCAGAUGUUUUAUUAGUGUUGAAGAUGUCUCACAUUUCCUACCUUAAAUGGGGGCAGUCGGCUGCACCUUGUACUUUUUCUUGGACCUGCGGUUAUACCUCAUCGGUGAUGUUUUGUGCAACGAUGCUGACCUUGAUCCUGAGUGAUUAGUUCUUGUGUUUCCCAAUGCCAGUCAUGUAUGUUGCUCCCCCCCUUUAGCGUUUGUGUGUCUGAGUGGGACUUUUCAACAUAUGCAUGUCAUUCCAUAACAUUCAACACCCCUACAGUCAGCCGAUUUAGUCUGUGAUGAACGGCAGACGCAGCAGAGGGAAACUCAUUGGCAAUCGAAGGUAGCUAAUAGAGAAAAAUUACCUCUGUAAGUACAAAAAAAACUAUUUUACUAUACCUGAACACUUGGUUAUCAACCCCCCCCCCUCCUCGUACCAACAUGACCUGUGUAAUAUCAAGCACAGUGGUGGCUUGGUGCCUUUGAUUUAUUAUUACCGAAAGGUACGGUCUUCCAUUUGUAUGUCCCAAAAAGCCUUAUAUUGAUAGAAAAAACAUACAUGACUGCAGUCGAUGGUUCAAACUCCCUCUGAGCAUUAUUUCAAAUUCCGUGUGAGCCAAGCUUAAUAAAAGAACGUCUGCAUCCGCCUUUGCUUUUAGCGUGUAUUUCCGGUGUCUCGGCACCCCCCCUAGGGCGCCACAAGUGACUACACCUCACUGACGGGAGGAAUGGGGAAUCUUGAAAGCACAAAUCUAAAGCUGGCACCUUGGGACUCUCUCCUAACAUUUAGAAGCAAAAAUGAGACCAAAUUGGAGCAAAGGCGGGAGGAAAACAUGUCACUUCUUAGUGCAAACGCUGAGGCUUGAAUCGUAGUAAUCGCAGAGAGACCAUCGUCUGGAAUUUCUCGCGCCGCUUCUGAUUGUUCCUAACUCUCGGGUGGCGACGCACUGCGUACCAAGUUGCGAAAUGAUGCGGUACUUGCGUUCAUUAUCAAAUUUCGGUGAACUGUUUGUUGUGGCUGUGUUGAAAAAAAAAUUGAUUGUGGAGAUUGUUUGUAUUAUUUAGAGUAGACUGACUACAAGUAGGAUUGCAGUAGUAGCUGUGUGCAGUGUUAACAGUGUGACCAUUAUAUAGAAUAAAGUAAUAUUUGUUGUCUUACCACAUUAAGGCAUGAAACAUCCUCUUUGUCAGGUUGACGUCGUUUGAACUAGAUUACAAGUGCAAUAACUUCUUUUUUUUUUGUUUCUCAUCGCUUCCUCAGUGGAAUACCUAUUAUUAUUAUUAUUAUUAUUAUUAUUAUUUAAAAUGACCUUUUUCAACACCAAAAGUCACUCAUCUGUAGCAAAUGCAGAACCGUAAGGCGGUCCUCAUGUUUGUAUUCAGACAGGUGGCGCUUUUUUUUUUUUUUUUUUAAGUGUGAUAUUCUGUUUAGAAAACUGUGAUCCAACUUUAAAAGCUGCCUGCUCAGACACAAGACCGUGCACAAGCUGACAGAUUGGAGUAGGUGCUUUAUUUUUUCAUUUUUGAGGGUGGACUUUAACAAUAUUGUAGUCUGGAUUUUGGUUUUCUAGCUGGUUCUUUUGCAUGUGUAGUCGUGUAUAUGCAUCCUCUCUUGAAAUGAAAUGUUUUCUGAAGAAUAUUUAGACCUGCUGUCAGUAAUAUGAGGAAUACAGGAAAAAGAAAAUGCCUUAUAUUGUUUUCAAUGUUGAGCAUUAAGGGUUUUUUUUUUCUUUCGUGUCUCUCCCUUUUCAGUGUGUAGCCUAAAGCUUGUACAGUUAAGAGACUCAUGAGAUUUAUAACUGCUGUAUAGCCUGUGUGUUUUCAGAAUUUGUAACUUGGAGGCCCUGUGAUUGUGAUUUUAGAAAAAAAAAACAAAAAAAAUGAGAAAAACCACCAACAUUCCCCUUGAAAGUGCCGUUUGUUUUCACCAGCAGAAGAUGUUUUAUCGGGGAGCGUGCGCUUGUGGGGGGGGUGGGAAUGCAUUCACGUUAAGGAAAUCAAAUGUGCGAGACACUUGGCAGUGUUUACCGUUGACCUGAAUCAUUUUUGAAGUAUUAGUGCAGCUGAAAUGAGGCAGCAGAUCGUGACGGUGCACCUUACUGAUUUGCUCCUCCUUUGAGUCCAUCGCGGGCGUAGUCUCUCACUGAGAAUCCAUGACUUUAAAGCAGAGCCAUAUCAGAGAGCUUGAAAAUUGAAGCCCCCAUGAAUGUGCUAUUAGUAAUAGCCUCCUAUAGAAACGGAUGUAAAGUUCAUGUUGUGACAUUUUCUGGAAGUUGAACCCUUUCAUGUCUUUAUUUUAUUUUUUAUUUUUGGCCUGCUUCAUUGAUGUUGUUUUUCUUGCAUCUGGGCUUAAAGCAGAUCUGGUGCUGAGGCACCCUUAAUUCAUUGAUACAGAAAAAAAGGGAUAAUAAUGAGUCUUCUGUUUUAGUUUAACGAUAAGAGCCCUUAUCAUGAGUAGGGGGGGGCUUCGAAUCAGGGCAUGUGAUGAGAAACAAUCAAAAAACAAACGACAACAAAAAAAAGUCACACUGCACCUUUUCUAAAAUAAGGGGGAAGUUUAAAAAAAAAAAAAUGUUGGCUCGUCCACACAACAUUCCAAAGUCGAUUUCAUUUUCCACAGUCCUGUCCCUCCGCUUGAGGAGAAUGUUGCUUUGCUGGUGAAUGAAGUGUGUCAAUGACAGGGUUCCCUAUUUAACCUAACGCUGAUUACCUCAUUUACAAGUCUGCAAAUGUACUAUUCUACUGUGUUUGUAAAGGAGUCAAUGCCAUCACCAGCAGCGCGGUUUAAAACACCUGUGAUCACGACAGGACCAAUGAUGUUAGAACUUUACAAAAACAUGACCAUUCGAGGAAUACAUGGUUUAAGGCCUUCACGGGCCGUCUUCAGUUCAGAAACCACCACAGCUUGCUGUUCCGGUCGGCAGCGAUAGCCAUCCAGGUUUGGAGAUCACAACUUCUUAGCAGAUCGUGGCAAAACCACGACUGGAAUAGCAACUGUUUGCACUAGCAUGGUUCAUAAAAAAGACCUGGUGGAUCACACGGUUAUCUACGUCAUCUUAUCAUAACUUGCUGUUUUUAGUAGCAUUUCUCCUACCUCUUUGUUUUUGCAGCCUUGAGUAUCGUCUCACCACAUGAUCAGAUUUUUUUCUUUCUCCAAAGUCUGUUCACAGUACAGGAAAAACAGAUAUAUCAGUAGGAAUUGUAGUAAUACAAAAAAGUGUACUUGGUUGUGCUAUAUAUGUAUCUGUCCAUGUGGCGCUAAAAAAAAAAAAAAAAAAAAAAUAUUUGAGAAGCAUUUAUAUAACUAAAUACCACUGGAAUGUCAAGCCAGAUAAUGUUUUGAUGCAGGUUAUGAUAGUCUCCCCUUUAACAUUCAGUGGUGGGUGGUCAGAGAAACCAUCACAAAGAACCACACCCUGGCUUUUCUUUGUUUUUGUUUUAAUUUAUGGUUUCGCUUGUGCAUAUACGUUUUUUUUCUGUCCAGCCCUAUAGUAUCAAAUGAUCCCAACGUUUACGGCUACAUGUUGGGCGGCCAGUGAUCGCCCUGCAGUUGUAAUGUCACACGUUUUCACGAGGAAUUAAGGUGGCGUUCGCAUGGAGGGUGAGUUUGAGCCGUUUGCCUUUAAAUCCAUUUUCAUCCACUCAGAACCAAAUUCUAGCUACGCAGGCGUCUGUCUCCACACUGCCUAGGCAUUUCACGUUGCGUUUUUGAAAACAAAGGGGUACAGGGCAAGGGGGCAGGUUGGAGGUUUCCUGAGCAGGGCCGCUCCCGUUCACACCAACUCAAAGGCCGAAUGGAACCCCCCUCCCAGCUCCUCGUCACCCACCCGUCGUCUCACCUAAACCUCAAGCCAUUCAUGUUUCAGUUUUGUUUUUUUCAACAAUGCAAUCCUGAAAGCACUUUGCCUUGUUAUUCCUUUGUGUGAACAUGUGAAUGAUGAUUUGUUACAGAAUUGUUAAAUAUGUAAAAGAUCAUUCACUGUUUUGGAAAAACCUACAUCUGUCUUUCUGACAUUAAAAGAAAAAAAAAACAAUUUAGUGACAUUAAACCUGAAUCUAUUUUAUAAAAUGUUUGCUGCAGCCAAUUGGUGUUGUCAUUCAGUAUUGUGGCUUAGGGUUGUUUGUGUUCAAUAAAGUGCUAUUGCUAAA
Molecule: messenger RNA, 13153 nt
Organism: Oryzias melastigma (Indian medaka)
Lineage: Eukaryota; Metazoa; Chordata; Actinopteri; Beloniformes; Adrianichthyidae
Gene: ankrd52a
Product: ankyrin repeat domain 52a
Exons: 29
Coding region: 961-4194 (1077 amino acids)
Molecular function (GO): protein binding
Source: RefSeq, a predicted model, not a curated record